AUGUCCUCGCCGAGCACCUACGUGCGUGUGGCGCCGUCGCCGCGUCUCAAAGAGACCACAACGAGUGCCCCGGCAGAGCUGGUGCAACUCCGGGUACGGCAUCUGUUGCCGCAGACGACGCAGCGGGCAAAAGCACGCGUCGGCAAACUCAAGAAGCUCUUCACCGUUCCUGCGCAGGUGCUGCUGCGUGAUCACGCCGCCGCGCUUGGCGAGACGCUGCAACGCCUACAUCUCGUCAAGUCUGUGCGCAAUAUCAAAGUUCAAGGCGGCAGCGCGGAGGGGGGUGGCGUGUCGGCGGCCCUCUGUCUUCCCUUUAGCGCCUGCGCCGCCCUUCCCCCGCUGACGGCUUCGACUUCCUCUUUUUCCCCUUCUGCAGGGAGUGCCACGGUGCCGCUGUCGUGCGUGUUGACGGGGUCGGUCGAUGGUCUGCUCACGCUCUGGGACGCAGAGCAGUGCACCCCGCUCUGCAGCCAGUCCACUUAUCCGCAGGGUCGUGGGUGGGGAAGGGUGAAGUCGAUCGCCGUGUAUCCUUCCACCGUCCCGAACACCACCGCCACCACGCAAAACUCUUUUGUCUUCACGACGAGCAUGUUCCAACGUGAGGUGCGCGUGUGGCGAGUUACAACGGCAGCGCAGGCGGAGCAUUCGGAGAGGUUCGAGGACAAGGAGGAGGAAGAACAGGUCCACGCCUCCGCUGUUGUGGCAUCUGCGGUGUCCCUGCAGCCCCUCACCACCGCGAGCAUCGACGCAGCCGCCGAUGCGACCACUUCCACCUCUUCCGCUUCUCGCCUCGGUGGCCUUCAACAGGUAGCCGUGGACCCGACGGGGGCGCUACUCGCAGCCACCCACGACAGCGGUCUCGUGCACCUGUGGGACGUCCGCACCGUUCUGGAAGGUGGGGCAAGGGACAAGGCAGCAACAGCAGCAACCACCGCCACCGCCUCGCCUCUGCCGCUGCUCUACGCGCAGGACGGCUACGAGACAGCGGGUGCCACGCUCGGGAUCGCGUUCCACCCCGAUGGGUCGCUGCUGACCACCACCGAUGCGGGUGGGCGCGUCGUGGGGUGGGACACUCGCAGUGGCCAGCUAGCCUUCCACACCGGCGGCCGCCUCGGUGGUCACCUGCGCGCGGCGCAAUGUGUGUCGUGGUCACCGUGCGGGGUGCGCUUCGCCUCCGGUGGCGCGGACGGCGUGGUGCAUCUCUACGACGCGCGUCAGCUGAGCAAAGCCGGCGUGGGCCCGCACAACGACGGGGCGACCGCGGCGGCGCCCUUUCAACUUCUCGGGCACGACGACGCCGUCACCUCCAUCAGUUUCUACGCCAACCCGUUCGUCUCGGACUGCGACGACGCGUCGGUGCUGCCGCUUGGUGUGGUGACAACCUCUCUGGAUCACACGAUGCGGGUGUGGGACGCCGACACGGGCGUGUGCGUGCGAACGCUGGACGCCGGCAUGCCAUUAUACGGUCAUUGCCGCCCAGCGCUACCGCCCUUAUCGGAUCGGUUUACGGUCUCCUCGGCUGUGGUGGCCGUGGGCCACGGCAAGCGCUGGCUGCAGUACGACGUGGGCCUACGCGGCCAGGUGCUCGAGAGCGCGGAAGCUUUGUCCGAGCUCUCUCCAACGCACGGUGGAGACGACGUUGAGGUGAUGGAGAAUGACAUUGUCGCCUCGGCGCACGGUGCGACUGGAGGCAUGAAGCUCUCUGUGGUGUCCGCUGCAGCGGCAGGGCAGAGGGCGACGGCGACGGCGGGUAAGAGGAGCAUCGACAAGAAUGAGGAAAGCAGCAGCGGCAGCAGCAGCGAGGAGGAAGAUGAGAUGGUGGCACUAAUGAAGACGAAGAAGGGAAAAACGGCCACACCUUCCCCUGCGGCAGCUGGCACCCGUCGCGCAGGGGUGCAGCCGAGUGCGUCGGCUGACGAAGAGGAGGAGGAGAGUAGCGAGGAUGAGAUGGAGGCGCUGAAGAGGAAGUGA
Leptomonas pyrrhocoris is the source of this 1971-nucleotide messenger RNA. RefSeq lists its product as hypothetical. Gene Ontology annotation, molecular function: U4 snRNA binding; U6 snRNA binding; protein binding. The record is from RefSeq and is a predicted model, not a curated record. Lineage: Eukaryota; Euglenozoa; Kinetoplastea; Trypanosomatida; Trypanosomatidae. Gene Ontology annotation, cellular component: U4/U6 x U5 tri-snRNP complex. Gene Ontology annotation, biological process: mRNA splicing, via spliceosome. The coding region runs from base 1 to 1971 and encodes 656 amino acids. The transcript has a single exon.